UACAAGUAUAACGUUGUUGAGCAACGCUUUUGAACUUUUAGCGUGAGUUUGGUAUGUCUGUUACUAAAGUAUUAGAUGACCUUGCGUAUCACGUGCUGAGCAUAUGUAUUUGAGUAUACCAGGUUUAGCUCGUGUGAGUUUCUCAUUGCAGGUUUAUUUCUAGCAUGGAUAAUUCCGAAGUUGGUGAACAGAUUUCUGGCAUAAAAGUUCCAGAUAUUGAUAAUUUGCUACGAAUUGACCCGUAUUUGAAACUCCACGAACAUGAAAUCAGGAGAAGGUAUGGAGUAUUUAAAGACUACUUGAAUAAAAUAAAUGAACAAGAAGGUGGACUAGCCCAAUUUUGCCGAGGAUAUCAGUAUUUUGGAAUUCAUGUAGAUAGUGAAAAUGGAGUUUGGUGUCGAGAAUGGUGUCCUGGUGCAGAAAGAGUUUUCCUAAGUGGAGAAUUUAAUAACUGGAAUAGACAAACUCAUGCCUAUAAAAAACUUGAUUUUGGAAAGUGGGAACUGUAUAUUCCACCAAAACUUGAUGGGUCUUGUCCAAUUGAUCAUCUCAGCAGUGUAAAGGUUGUUGUUCAGACAAAGUCUGGGGAUCUGGUUGACAGACUAUCACCAUGGGCAACUUAUGUCAAGAGGUCAAAACAUUCAUUAGCUUUUGAACAUUAUUUGUGGAACCCUUCUGAGAAUGAGAGAUACAAGUUUAAACAUCCCCAGCCAAAGCGACCUGAGAGCCUUAGGAUAUAUGAAGCUCAUGUUGGAAUUGCUUCUCCUGAACAAAAAGUGGCUACUUACAAGAAUUUUGCAGAUAAUGUGAUCCCUUAUAUUAAAAAACAAGGAUACAAUGCUAUUCAGUUAAUGGCAAUAAUGGAACAUGCUUAUUAUGCAAGCUUUGGAUAUCAAGUUACAAGCUUCUAUGCUGCUUCAAGUCGCUUUGGCACCCCAGAAGAACUGAAGGAGCUUUUGGACAUUGCCCAUGCAAAUGGUCUUUAUGUACUCUUGGAUGUUGUACAUAGUCAUGCUUCCAAAAAUGUACUAGAUGGACUGAACCAAUUUGAUGGAACAAAUUCUUGUUUUUUCCAUGACAAAGGACGAGGAGAACAUUCCUUGUGGGAUAGUCGCCUUUUUGACUUCACACAAACUGAAGUUUUACGGUUCCUCCUCUCCAAUCUUUGUUGGUACUUGGAUGAAUAUCAUUUUGAUGGUUUCCGAUUUGACGGAGUGACAUCUAUGUUGUACCAUACCCAUGGGAUCGGGCAUGGUUUCAGUGGAGACUACAAUGAAUACUUUGGUCUCAAUACUGAUACAGAGUCAUUGAACUAUCUGAUGGUGGCCAAUCACAUGCUACAUGAGCUAUAUCCUGAGAUCAUUACAAUAGCUGAGGAUGUCUCAGGAAUGCCUUCCCUGUGUAGACCUGUUUCUGAAGGUGGUAUAGGAUUUGAUUAUAGAUUAGGAAUGGCCAUUCCAGACAAGUGGAUAGAGCUACUUAAGGAACAAAGAGAUGAAGAAUGGAACAUCGGUAACAUUAUCCAUACUCUAACAAACAGGCGUUGGAUGGAAAAAACUGUGGCUUAUUGUGAAUCUCAUGAUCAGGCAUUGGUAGGUGAUAAGACAAUUGCUUUCUGGUUGAUGGAUAAAGAAAUGUAUGAUUUCAUGUCAGAGAUUACUCCACUAACUCCAAUUAUUGACAGAGGUUUAGCUUUACACAAGAUGAUAAGAUUAAUUACCCAUGGUCUAGGGGGUGAGGCCUGGCUGAAUUUUAUUGGAAAUGAGUUUGGUCAUCCUGAAUGGUUGGACUUCCCACGUAUUGGGAACAAUGAGAGUUACUAUUAUGCCAGACGCCAGUUUAAUUUAGUUGAUGAUCAACUGUUGAGAUACAAGUAUUUGGCAAGGUUUGACAGUGCUUUGAAUCACUUGGAGGAAAAAUAUGGUUGGCUGGCUGCUCCUCAGGGCUAUGUGAGCUGGAAGCAUCAGGAUGAUAAAGUUGUAGUAUUUGAAAGAGCUGGUCUUGUCUUUAUUUUGAACUUUCAUCCAGUCCAAAGUUUCCCGGAUUAUAAGAUUGGAGUAGAAAUCCCAGGAAAAUAUAAAAUAGCUUUGGAUUCUGAUUCUGAAGAGUUUGGUGGCCACAGAAGACUUGAUCACAAUGUUGACUUCUUCUCCUUCCCAGAAGGGUAUGCUGGGAGACAGAAUUCCAUGAUGGUAUAUAUUCCAAGUCGAGUGGGGAUUGUCUUUGCUUUAGCUGACUGAUGAACAGUACAGAUCCUGAUACUUUUUGUUAGAUCCAUCUCUAAACUUUAAUGUAUAGAAAACAAGUAGCUGAAGCUGAUUUCCAUUGAAUUUACUAACACCUGAUAGAAAAUAAUGUAUUGAACUAGAAUUCCAAGUGUUUUUAGAGAACUUGAUCUUGUUGUUUCAAAAUAUAUAUAUUUUUGUUGUGAAGUUGGUAACGUCAAUAAAAGAUCUGAAUAUUAUUUUAACUUUCUUAUUGUACACCUAAGAAGUAGUAGAAAAUAAAAAAAAAUAAUAAUAAUAUUUUUAACCUAUGGCUCAAAGUUUUUGCCUGUAAUUAGAAUUUUUAAUAGAAAAAGUUAUCUUUUUUGUUUCAUUAGCUUAUGCUGCAAGAAAGUAUUGGCUAUUAAUCAGUUGCUUAUGGGCUUUUGUUUCAUUAUCCCAGAAGUUAAAAAUAUCAAUUUCAUUACAUCAUUUAUGGUGGCAUUGCAACAGAGAAUUGCAUACUCUAAUUUUUUUUUCUUUUACAGUAUUACCUUGUGAUGUUAGAAAAUGUUAAGUAUUAGCUGCAUGAAGAAUGUGCUGCAGAGAAAUGAUUUUCAUGUUUAAAUAAAAGAGCACUUUAAUGUCAAAAACACUGAAUUGACAUGUAUGAUUAGUAAAUGGAAAAGUGUUUUAAAGAUAUAACUGAUAACAAGAUCCCAUUACCAGGGAUCUAGAAAAGAAUCUCUAUCGUAGUUUUAGAUUUUGACUAAAUUCAGGUACAUUUAUCUUUUAAUUGUGUAGCUUGUAAUAAAAAGGGAUUGGAUACAUAUUUUGCCCCUUGA
Molecule: messenger RNA, 3049 nt
Organism: Limulus polyphemus (Atlantic horseshoe crab)
Lineage: Eukaryota; Metazoa; Arthropoda; Merostomata; Xiphosura; Limulidae
Gene: AGBE
Product: 1,4-alpha-glucan-branching enzyme-like
Exons: 15
Coding region: 165-2240 (691 amino acids)
Biological process (GO): glycogen biosynthetic process
Cellular component (GO): cytoplasm
Molecular function (GO): 1,4-alpha-glucan branching enzyme activity; hydrolase activity, hydrolyzing O-glycosyl compounds; cation binding
Source: RefSeq, a predicted model, not a curated record